AUGUACUCCACCCUCACCGGCAUCUACCAGGAGUAUUUCUCUGUGACUGAAGAUGAUGAACUGGAACUUGCAUUGGCUCUCUCUGCACUGGAAAUGAAAGAUCACCAGAUUGCAGCCCCCAGCCAAGAGUCCCGACUUCAGCAGCCUAAAGACAGACCGAAUCAAAGCAGCUCUGUUCAACUGACCUCAGUAUCUCAGCCUCAGGGAAGCAGCCACACCCAAUUAGCAGAUGUAGCUGGCAGGAAAAAAAACUCCCACUCAGCACAAAGUGGACCCUGGGGCAUGGUGUGCCCACCACAGACAACCCGAGAGACUGAGCUUCAGAAAAGCACACAUGUUGACAAAUAUAAUAAAGGGACACCAGGGACAAGUCAAACUGAGUGUGGCCAAAUGACAAAAGAGGGAGAUUUGAAUCAAUCGGGGAAACCAAAACGCUCUAAGAACAGGCGACAACGGCGUAAAGCGGGCGGCCAGCAGGUUGUAGGUUUGCCCUGCUCUCUGUCAGCACCGCAACCAGUACUACUGUGGUUUAGGAGGGAUUUGCGACUGUGCGACAAUCCUGCUCUCAUUGGCUCAUUGGAGGUUGGGGCACCUGUCAUACCUGUCUUCAUCUGGAGCCCUGAAGAAGAGGAAGGACCUGGGAUUACUGUGGCUGUGGGGGGAGCUUGUAAAUACUGGCUUCAUCAAGCUUUGUCUCAUUUCUGUUCGUCUCUGGAGUCCAUUGGCAGCCACCUCGUCUUCCUCAAGGCAGAUGGAGGUGGGGACGGUGUGGGAUCUUCUCUGUGUACCCUUAAGGAGCUGAUAAAGAAGACUGGGGCGAGAACAGUCCUGGCCAAUGCGCUGUAUGAGCCCUGGCUGAAGGAGAGGGAUGACGUGGUGGUGUCAGAUCUGCAGAAAGAUGGUGUUGAAUGCAGGAUGUUCCAUUCUUACUGUCUCAGAGACCCUUACUCUGUCAGUACGGAGGGUGUGGGACUCAGAGGAAUAGGUUCAGUGUCUCACUUCAUGAGCUGCUGUAGACAGAACCCAGGAUCUGCCUUAGGGGUUCCUCUUGACCCUCCAGCAUCUCUCCCCACUCCCGCUCACUGGCCUCAGGGUGUCUCUUUGGACACUCUCGGGCUGGCACGCAUGCCCCGCAGGAAGGAUGGCACAACAAUUGACUGGGCAGCUAACAUUCGCAAGUCCUGGGAUUUCAGUGAAGAAGGAGCACAAGCACAGCUAGAGGCCUUUCUCCAUGAUGGUGUUUAUAGGUAUGAAAAAGAGUCAGGAAGGGCGGAUGCUCCGAACACCAGCUGUCUAUCUCCCUACCUUCACUUUGGUCAGCUCAGCCCACGCUGGCUAUUGUGGGAUGCCAAAGGGGCACACUGUCGACCCCCAAAGUUCCAACGCAAACUGGCCUGGAGAGAUUUGGCCUAUUGGCAGCUAACACUAUUUCCUGACCUCCCCUGGGAAUCUCUCAGACCUCCAUACAAGGCUCUGCGGUGGAGCAGUGAUCGUGGCCACCUGAAAGCCUGGCAGCGUGGUCGAACAGGCUACCCUCUGGUGGAUGCAGCUAUGAGGCAGCUGUGGCUGACAGGCUGGAUGAACAACUACAUGAGACAUGUGGUGGCGUCUUUCCUCAUUGCAUACCUCCAUCUGCCCUGGCAGGAAGGCUACCGCUGGUUCCAGGACACCUUAGUGGAUGCAGAUGUUGCCAUAGAUGCUAUGAUGUGGCAGAAUGGGGGCAUGUGUGGUCUGGACCACUGGAACUUUGUCAUGCACCCUGUCGAUGCAGCAAUGACCUGUGACCCCUACGGCAGCUAUGUUAGGAAAUGGUGUCCUGAACUUGCGGAUCUGCCUGAUGAGCUUAUUCAUAAACCUUGGAAAUGUCCUGCAUCUAUGCUUCGACGUGCAGGUGUCGUGUUUGGCCAGACAUAUCCUGAUCGAAUAAUUACAGAUCUAGAGGAGCGACGGAGCCAGUCUCUGCAAGAUGUAGCUGUGGUGCGGAAAGAGUUUGGACAUUAUGUUGAUAAGCGCACAGGCUGUGACUUGGUGCCUCUGCCCCCACGCCUUGUCUCAGAGGCCCUCGGCUUAUCACACAGCAAUGGUGGUGUGGUGGCAGAAGGGAAACAGUUCCUGUUGCCUGUUAUCACCCGCAUGGAAUUCAAACACCAGCUAGAAGAUCCCGAUGCAGACGCUGCCUCAAAUCCCUACAAUGCUGUUCUAAAGGGGUAUGUGAGCCGCAAAAGGGAUGAGACCAUUGCCUUCCUUAACGAGAGAGACUUUACUGCCAGUGUGAUGUAUGAGGGAGCGCAGCGCAAGGAGAGGCUGGAGAAGGAUUAUCGCAGAAUGGAGGGACUCCCUCAGCCUGCAGCCCCUCGGGGCAGGGCCAGACGAACGCCAACAGCCAAGGACAGGUUCUCUAUAGUGCCUGGUGGGGCUGUUACUUCACUCAGGUGACCGGGACAUUAAGACUUUAAGUUUACAGGUAUUAAGAGACCAGUUACUGGUCUUAAAAUGCAAACGUAAAAAUAUUACAGAAAAUAGGUUCUAAGUGCAAGACAUGGGGCAAGGACCGAUUUGUUUGUGUUAAGACAACUGAGAACAUUUGUGAGAGGGUUGCAAAAUGCUCUUAAAAUUUUGUACAUUGAGUUUUCAGUAUAAUCUCAG
Seriola dumerili (greater amberjack) is the source of this 2646-nucleotide messenger RNA. Its product is annotated as deoxyribodipyrimidine photo-lyase-like. The coding region runs from base 1 to 2436 and encodes 811 amino acids. The transcript has 10 exons. Gene Ontology annotation, cellular component: cytoplasm; nucleus. Lineage: Eukaryota; Metazoa; Chordata; Actinopteri; Carangiformes; Carangidae. Gene Ontology annotation, biological process: entrainment of circadian clock by photoperiod; circadian regulation of gene expression. Gene Ontology annotation, molecular function: FAD binding; DNA binding. The record is from RefSeq and is a predicted model, not a curated record.